Molecule: messenger RNA, 707 nt
Organism: Vigna unguiculata (cowpea)
Lineage: Eukaryota; Viridiplantae; Streptophyta; Magnoliopsida; Fabales; Fabaceae
Product: disease resistance protein Roq1-like
Biological process (GO): defense response; signal transduction
Molecular function (GO): ATP hydrolysis activity; ADP binding
Source: RefSeq, a predicted model, not a curated record
UGGUUGUGAUUUGCUCCUAAGCAUUUCUCUGAAGCUCCACUUUCGUUCUCUGGGAACAAAGAAGUUUCAUCUCUUCCAUGUCUCUCUCAGGUGGCGAUGAUGACAUGGAAAUGGACUUUCUCCGUGAUCGGUACCAGGACAGCAGAAACUUUGAAGUUUUUCUGAGUUUCAGAGGGGAAGACACGCGCUUUUCUUUCACUUCGCAUCUCUAUACCGCUCUUCAGAAUGCAGGAAUCGUGGUUUUCAAGGAUGACGAGGCACUUCCACGGGGAAAUCAAAUUUCACCCUCUCUGCGGCUAGCGAUCGAAGAGUCUCGAAUUUCUGUUGUUGUUUUCUCGAAAAAUUAUGCAGAGUCGUGGUGGUGUUUGAAAGAGUUAGAGAAAAUAAUGGAGUGUCACAGAACCAUAGGGCAAGUGGUGAUACCAGUGUUCUAUGACGUUGAUCCCUCUGAAGUGCGUCAUCAAAGAGGCGACUUUGGGAAAGCAUUUCAACGUCUUUUGAGCAAGUUUUCGAAAGAGGAAGAGGAAAAGGUGCUGGAUUGGAAGCAGCGUUGGAUGAAGGCACUUGGUGAGAUUGGUGGCAUCUCAUCAUCAGUUGAAAUCCUAAAUUCCAGCUUUGAAAGGGUAGAGGAACACGUAGAGCAUUGGACAGAGGCACUUUCAGAGGUUGCUCCGAGUUCAGGGGUUGUAGACUUAUAUCCAAGGUAA